Messenger RNA from Fusarium fujikuroi IMI 58289, 2109 nucleotides. RefSeq lists its product as uncharacterized. Gene Ontology annotation, molecular function: zinc ion binding; DNA-binding transcription factor activity, RNA polymerase II-specific; DNA binding. The record is from RefSeq and is a predicted model, not a curated record. NCBI's taxonomy places the organism in Eukaryota, Fungi, Ascomycota, Sordariomycetes, Hypocreales, Nectriaceae. The transcript has 6 exons. The coding region runs from base 1 to 2109 and encodes 702 amino acids. Gene Ontology annotation, biological process: DNA-templated transcription; regulation of DNA-templated transcription.
AUGUCCCCGUCAAAGAGACAUCGCCCGCGCGUUCCUUUAGACAAGCGAAAAAGGGCCGUACGCGCAUGUCUUUCUUGCAGAGAAAGCAAGAAGAAGUGUGUAAUGAUCUCGGGGUAUCAAUGCCAAGAGUGCACACGGUAUGGCCUCAGAUGCACUUUUGAGCCGAUUCUAGAAGAUCCCGGCAAUCACUUGUGCGACGUUGUGUCGGAACCACAUGGAUCGACGGUGUGGGAUAAACUGGCAAUAGACGUUUCCCGAAGGUUACGGGAGGAAUAUCCAGACAUCAAGCUCAAUUCUGAACAAUUCUCAAUUGUUUCAAAUCUUUUCAGCGAAGCUGUCCAGGAGCGUGGACCAAUCUUAUUUCCCCAAAGCGAUAGCUCUAUUGAACAAUCAUCUACAGCUUUGGGGCAGGUUCCUCAACCCAGAGUUGUGUCGGGGUUCGAAGUGAGCGACCUGCCAGUCAGAGGGGUCAAAGAUCAUGCGCCUUCAGCAUCCCAUGCUAGCUUUCUGGCUGCUGUUUCAGAAACUAUCCCCCCAGUUUGCUCAACAGAUGAAGACGAUCGCUCCUAUACUAGUAGCCUCGCCCAGGAAGACGACGCAUUUCUCAUCAACAAUAUCAUUGACCAAAUUCCUCCUCGCGAGGUUUCUGAAGCUUUGGUUACUUUAUUUUUCACAUUUCUGGAGAGCAACUGGUACUAUUUCGACGAGAAGAGAUUCUGGGGAUUGCUUACCCAUUUGUACGCUGAUAGAGCUUCUGCGCAGCAACUGCACCCUACCGAUGUUUGCCAAGUCCUUCUAGUCUUGGCUCUUGCGAGCACAUUCAAGCACUUGGCCGAGCCAUUCGAGUUUGCGAAUGGAGAGCGAGAUGUUCCAGGAAGCAAGCUCUUCGCGAAUGCCACCAGGCUAUUGUCAAGAGUAAUUGCAGCGAAUUCUGUCGAGAGCGUGACAUGUUUCCUCUUGAUGUCGCUAUACCUGCUUGCCACUGACGACAUUGAGCACCACCAUAUUUAUCUGGGAUUGGCCCUAAACCAAGCAGUUGGCCUGUCAAUGCAUCGUGCAGGGGUAAAGGCCGAAGAGACGCCAGAAGCUCGAGAGGUCAAAGGCCGAAUCUUUUGGACUGUCUACACUGUUGAGCGUCUGACGUCUGGUGUCAUGGGCCUUCCAACAAUGCUCCAAGUCAAGGACAUCAGCGUUUCGCUGCCACAGAAGCGAAAAGAUCUAGAUGGAGAUAGCGACCAAGCUGUAGAUCGCCUGAUUGCGAUAAUAAAGCUGACCAUGGGGAUGGACGAGAUUAUAAAUGAAGGGCCCAUUGAAAAGCGUGCGAGUACAUAUGAGUGGGCCUUGUUCAAAAUGGAAUCCCUCAGAACGCCGGCUUCGAUGGGUGUCUCCAAGACCCUGGCAUCGUCGUUCCGAGCCGAUGCCCACCUACAGAUAAUCUACCAAAUGAUUUGGGUAAGCCUUGGUCGCAGUGCCACAUUACGUACUGUUCGCCAAUCGCUUCAACCUACGUCUGUCUUGAUGUCUCCGGGAGACCAAGAAGCACAUCUCAGAUCACAGAACUUGGUUGAACACUGCAGAGAGGCAGCCACAACAAUCAUUGACUGGAUUAGUCAGUUGCAUCACCGCGGCCUACUCGCCAAAUAUUCGUUCACAGAUUUCCAUACAUGCAGCUCUGCCACUAUUAUGCUCCUUCUGUACUCUAUCCUUGAUCCCAAUCAUGAUUCAUUACCCAUAACACAAGGCAUAAAUGCUCUGCAUUUUAUGGCCGAAGGUAGUAGAUUGGCCAUGAACGCACUACGACUUAUCAGACGCCUACAAGAGACCAUUCAAAAGUCUAUUGGUGUUAACAUCUCUGGCUCUGCAAUUAGCCAGGCUUCAUUAUCGCAGAUGGCAUCGAGUCAGGAUUUAUCUGAGACUCAGACUAUUGAUGGCUGUAGAAACAUUUCCUAUGAUUCUACUGGAAACUAUGAAUCUCAUGUUUUACCUAACAGCCCAAGCUUGUUUCCGGAUUUAGAACCAUGGUUACUGGAGUACUCCGAUCCGUACUCAAUGAUGUUCGGAUUUGAUGGCUCUUGCUCAGCAUUUAAUACAGACACUCCUUACGUAUAA